GCACAGCUCAAGAUGUCGCUACCACAGGAACUCAAAGCAAGGGAGUCGAUCCACGAUUUUAUCAUCAAACUUGCAUCCAAACUCAAACUAGAUGGUCCUACGAUUUUAGCAGCAACCAUCUAUGUCAAUAGAUUCUACAUGAGAAUGCCCAUAUCGUCCUCCAAGUACUUUGUUGCCAGUGCUGCGGUGGCCAUCUCGUGCAAGCUCAACGAUACAUACCGAGUUCCUGACAAGAUCGCAUUGAGUGCAUGCAAUUUAAAGAACCCCAAUCCUGCGGUGCCUAUAGACGAACAAAGCGACAUGUUCUGGAGAUGGAGAGACCAACUUUUGUACAGGGAGGAGAUGAUGUUGAAGACGCUCAACUUCGACCUCAAUCUCGAGUUGCCGUACGAAAUAAGAGACGAGUUGUUGAGCAUACAGGACCCAGAUGAUACCAGUGGGUUCCAUAAGAAGAAGGCAGAUAUACUAAAAAAUACUGUGUCAUUGCUCGAGGUGAUUUCCUCCUUGCCAGUAUUGGUGUGCUACGACAUCUAUACAUUGUUCGGAACGUUAAUGAUAGCUGUGAUUUUAGAGGGGAGGAUAAAGUUUGACGACGACUCAUUGAUUUUGCCUGAAAACUACAUGAUAAGGAAUUUGGGGGUAGAAAUGGAGUUAUGCUGGCUGUGCUAUAAGUACAUCAUCAAACUCUUAAAGGCCAGCGAAGAAGACCCAGCAGUGAUAAGCAAUAAGGUUGCAGGAAAAAGGUUGCGAGAGGUUACCGAAGAGGCAUUCAUGAGUACUGUCAAGAACGCAAGCAUUAA
This is a messenger RNA of Suhomyces tanzawaensis NRRL Y-17324, 800 nucleotides long. RefSeq names its product Bur2p (gene BUR2). The record is from RefSeq and is a predicted model, not a curated record. Gene Ontology annotation, biological process: positive regulation of DNA-templated transcription, elongation; regulation of transcription by RNA polymerase II. Lineage: Eukaryota; Fungi; Ascomycota; Pichiomycetes; Serinales; Debaryomycetaceae. The annotation marks the transcript as partial. Gene Ontology annotation, molecular function: cyclin-dependent protein serine/threonine kinase activator activity. The transcript has a single exon. Gene Ontology annotation, cellular component: nucleus; cyclin/CDK positive transcription elongation factor complex.